This is a messenger RNA of Helianthus annuus (common sunflower), 1584 nucleotides long. RefSeq names its product replication protein A 70 kDa DNA-binding subunit C-like. Gene Ontology annotation, cellular component: nucleus. The record is from RefSeq and is a predicted model, not a curated record. Gene Ontology annotation, molecular function: DNA binding. The coding region runs from base 1 to 1584 and encodes 527 amino acids. The transcript has 13 exons. Gene Ontology annotation, biological process: DNA replication; DNA repair; DNA recombination. NCBI's taxonomy places the organism in Eukaryota, Viridiplantae, Streptophyta, Magnoliopsida, Asterales, Asteraceae.
AUGGAGAACAAUCAGAUUACUAUGUUCAGGUCACUUAAUGCUCAUUCCACCAACUAUAGCAUCAAAGCUAAGAUCAUAUCCAUGUGGGAUAAAAAAAUGAAUGGUUAUGAUAACCAGAUCUAUCGAGUUGACAUGUUGUUGAUGGAUGAAGAGGGUUCGUUCAUUCAAUGUAGCUGUUUACAUAAGCUUUUCAAACGGUUCCUUAAGUUUUUGGUAGUUGAUGACUGUUUGUUGAUUCAUAAACCAUCUCUAGCCAAAGAUACAACCAAGAUUAAGGUUACCGGAAAAGAUCAGAAGCUAUCGUUGUAUGCUUUCAUGUCUGUUCUAAAAACUGAUAACUGGUCUGGUCCUCGGUACUUAUUUAAAUUCACUGAUUUUAAAUCUGUGUUGAGUAAAAAAGUUAAAGUGAAUACACCAAUAGAUUUCAUCGGUUAUUUGGUUGUCUCAUAUCCUAUUGAAGAUGCAAAUAGGAAGGAUGGAUCUAAAACAAAACGAAUGAACAUAACCUUAAAGGAUCUCGAAGAUCAGAAGAUUAGUGUAACGUUGUGGGAAAAUUAUGCAAUCACUUUGUCAAACUACAUGAAUGAUAAAAACCGCCCUGCUCAUGUCGUUAUAGUUGUUCAUUUUGGCACAGUGAACAUAUAUCAAGGUAAAGUUGGCCUUACUAACAUGUUUGAAGCAAGUCGUGUCUUCAUAAAUUCUGAUAUUCAUGAGAUAAAAAGAAUUCAAAGACAGGAGUUAUCUAAAUCAUCUUCAAGUAAACAGUCAUGCUCUCAAGUGAUAUCGAAUACAGAAGAUGAGUUUCUAAAUGCUGAAGAUUUUGUGUUGACCGGUUUUAUUGCUUCAAUUGAUGUGGAGAAAAAGGUUAUCAUUGUUGGUACUGUUAUAGCAAUUUCAAAUGAUAAGCCUUGCUUUGACGUAUUGGAUGACAAGUCUUUUGAGUGUAUAAACCCAGAUUGUGAUGCUGUUGACAUUGUUCCUGUUCAUCGAUACAAGAUACCUCUAAGGGUUCAGGAUUCCACUGGAACCGUUUCCUGUACGUUGUUUGAUUAUGAAGCUAUUAAGCUUUUGAAGAAAACCUCAAAAGAACUACUUGAUAUUUACUCGAAGGUUGACACUUCCACCGAAGGAUCGUUUCAGUCUCUCCCAUCUAAGUUUGAUUCUGAUGUGUCUGAGUCAAAUGUUCAAUGUUUGUCCGAAUCAGUUGGUAAUGUGAAAGGUUUAUCAAAGGAAUCUCAAUCUGUGAUGGGUGACAGUGUUACGCUAGAUCCUAUAGAUGUUAAUGAUCAAGAUCCGUCAAAGUUCGAAAACAUUAAACGUAACCUUGAAGAUGUUUAUGAUGUUGAUGCUGUUGAUAGCUCUUCUACUAAACGUCGUAACAGUCCUGGGAAUGAAAUGCUCCAAGACCAAGGUUUGUUCAUUUCUUCGUCUGUUUUGAUGGAGUUGUGGCCGCGUGAACUCAUUGAACUUUAUGGCCUUCAUGAUCAACAAGCAAGUGAAGAAAACUUAAACGUUAUAGAGGAAAUGGUGGUGAUUGAAAAUGGUGAACGUACUGUUUAUCAAGUUUAUGAUGAUGACACUUAG